Molecule: messenger RNA, 237 nt
Organism: Spathaspora passalidarum NRRL Y-27907
Lineage: Eukaryota; Fungi; Ascomycota; Pichiomycetes; Serinales; Debaryomycetaceae
Gene: GAL4
Product: galactose-responsive transcription factor
Exons: 1
Biological process (GO): positive regulation of transcription from RNA polymerase II promoter by galactose
Cellular component (GO): nucleus
Molecular function (GO): RNA polymerase II cis-regulatory region sequence-specific DNA binding; zinc ion binding; DNA-binding transcription factor activity, RNA polymerase II-specific
Source: RefSeq, a predicted model, not a curated record
AUGACAGAAAAAGACAUUGAAUCGGGAGAAGUUGAAAUCAUUGCACCAAAAGUAACCAAAUCUUCAAAUCCAGCAAUUGAACAAGCGUGUGAUUCAUGCAGAAAACGGAAAUUAAAAUGUUCCAAGGAUUUCCCUCGAUGUACGAAAUGUACUCAACACAAUUGGAAUUGUUCGUACAGUCCAAGAACAGUGAGAUCUCCUUUGACCAGAGCUCAUUUAACUGAGGUAGAAAACAAA